Molecule: messenger RNA, 4909 nt
Organism: Vidua chalybeata
Lineage: Eukaryota; Metazoa; Chordata; Aves; Passeriformes; Viduidae
Gene: MLANA
Product: melan-A
Exons: 6
Coding region: 658-1155 (165 amino acids)
Cellular component (GO): endoplasmic reticulum membrane; melanosome; trans-Golgi network
Source: RefSeq, a predicted model, not a curated record
AGUAACUAACUGCUGGUAUAUCACAGUACCCAGACCUCUGAAUCAAUCACAGACUGCCAUUUCUUUGCCUGACCUUGUAAAUGGAAUUACUACAGCAUUAACACAGGCAAAGGCCAGGCUUCAUUAGUUCUGCAGCCCAUGGGAUGUACCCUCUUUUUAUUGCAGGAUAGAAUUAAACUGUACUUACCUUAAUCUAAGACACUUUUGUCACAGGGUAAUGAGUUUCGGUCCACAUAUACUAUUUUGCACAGUGUUAAAAUGGUGCAAAAAGUGUGCAUAAACAAAGCUAUAGUAAAUAGUGCAAAAAUGCCAGUCCUCUGUAACAAAAUAAGCAGCCUUAGAUCAAAACAUGUUUGAAUCUAGAAACCGUCUGCCCACUCUAGGAGCUUGUACUUAUUGGGCAGGUAAAAAGGUGUUGGGCUGUCUCUCAGAGCACAUGUAAUUAAUCAAGAAAUAACAGAUUUUUCUGCUGCUUUUUAAGAGGGAAGGAUGCAGAAGAAAAUAAGCCCCUUUCAUGCUAAGAAGAAAAUGAGAAGUCACCCCUUUCAUGUUAAUUAAUGCAUUCAGAAGCCGUACUGAAAGGAAUUUAAACUCGUGAUAGUCAUAAGAGGACAGAUAAAAGGAGAAAAAAACAGACCAAGUCAAAGAAAGCUGCAUAUGCCCUUAGUUAACAGACAGAAUACAGGUCUGAAGGAGAUUUUGCUUCAGAAGCCUGCCAUCACUUGGUACCUAAAUAGACCACAUCAAAUUCUGCAAACUCUGUUACGCUCAGUUGCAAACACCUUGAUGUUUGAACAGGACCAACCUCACAAAAUGCCCAGAAGAUAUAACCACCUGGACAGCAACUACUUCAAAGGGAAAGGACAUGUCUAUUUUGCAGCAGAAGAAGCUCUGGGUAUUGGACUUUUCAUUUUGGUGCUGGCAAUUUUACUUGCCUUUGGCUGCUGGUAUUACAAAAGACGUAGUGGCUACAAAAGUCUGCACAGCAAAAGCUCUAGCGUGAGCACAAUACGGAACGUGGUGGGUGACGGAGAAAUACUGGACUGCAAAAUGGCUCUGCAGAACUACAGAGACUUUAAUUCUGUGGUACCUGAUGCUCCACCAGCUUAUGGCAAAAUUGCUGCAGAUCAAUCACCACCGCCUUAUUCACCAUAACAUGAAAUUUGAAACCCUAAACAUACUGAUUCCAUUUACUCAUGCUCGCUCUUUAUUUCCUGUAUAUGGCUAACUUACUUAAAGCUAAAAUCAUACAAAAGAAAACAACAUGUUUUCAUUAGCAGUUGCUGAAAACUAUUCCCACCUAAUUUACAGAACUAGUCUUUGAAAUGUCUUAAUAAAUCUGAAUGUGCUUUUGUUUUAAGCUUUUCACUUCUUGCAGUCAGAUUAAUACAUUAUGGUCUCGUCAUUUUGAAUCCUUCAUAGGUCUACAUAGCUCUGUAAUCACACACUAUUCAGUAUUAAUCAGAGUAAAAAUUGUUGUUUGUUUUCAUUUUCCUCAUUUAGUUUCCCUUUCUUUAAACAAUAAUAAAAAACCCCAAAACACCAAAACAACAACAACAGACACGCACAAAAAAACCCCACCAAAAAACAAAACAAAACAAAAAAAACCCCAAACAAGUAUUCCUUAGAAUAGGAUGUAAAAUAAUCUGUCACAAAAUGAACGAAACCAUUUGACUACAUGUCUUCUUACAGACUGUUUUCCUCACCAGCAGUUUUAAAAUCAACUUCCAAAAAGUGACUAUGUUUUACAACACACUUGUUUAUAUACCUGUAAUGAAUUAAUUCCUUAUAAAACAUGAUCAAUCUAGGCAAUCUAGGAGUUUCUGCUCGGAGUCCAUACUAUUUCAUACUGCAAAUGGAUAUAAUGACAUCAUCUUUUGUUUCCUUGUGACAGUCGUGAGAGAGCAAAAGAACUUUGUAAAUAUAAAGACUUACAUGCCAUUUCUUUCUAAUAUGAUAAAACUAUAUAAGAAAAUGUACAAAAACCAUGUCUCUUGAAGAAUACAGAAGACAGCAGACUCCUAGAUGGUAAUUUUCGUGGCUUGCCAGAACACUAGCAGUAAUAAAAAACAAAGGAUUUUGAUAUGCAGGAACUGGCUACAUACAUUUGAUAAGUUACUGUUUACUCAGCCUUUUUUCCUAUUACUUGCUUGCCAGAUUAUUACUUAAGAUUAUAUGCAGAUCAAUACACUUAUACACAAGGCCUGAUAUCUCACAGCAGGAGGCAGCUAGAAUGGUACAAUAUUCAUUAAAAUCAAAAGUAGCUACAGAAGAAAACUGAUUUCAUAAAGCAAUUAUUAACUGCUAUUAGUAAAGGAUCUAGUUCUUUGUCAUCACAUACACAAAUACAAACAUUAAAACAAAAGAAGUUUUCAACACAAGGCACGGUUACUUGCCUAACAUAACUGAUAAAAAAUAAAGAAGCCAUUUUUUAAAAAAUAUUUCUUCUGUAAUAAAAAUGUUUAUACAGAUUAGUAAAAUGUUUAUAUAGAUUAGUAAAAUUUUAUAUAGAUGAGUAAAAUUGUUGGAAGGUAAUAAAUAUCAGUAAUUCCUGUGAAAGGUUAUAAUCCAUUCAUAUGUUUUUAUAAAUUUAGUUGAUAUAUUUAUUUAGAAACUUAGAGAUGUAUUUUUGUAUUUUAACCUAAAAAGCUGCCUUACCUUUGUCAUUUCCCAUAUCCGCCUGUCAGGGAAAAACUGUGGAAUUAUUUAGCAACAGGAAGAAGAAUACACAAGAAAACAUAAAAAAUGCCAUCUUAUAGCUAGUAAGCACUAGAGAUGUAGAACACAAUGGCUGACUAAUUUUCUUGCAAGACUGGUAAGCUAAAGCUUGGGGCUGAUAUCUUUAGCAACUCAGCACUCUGCAUUUCUCUACUCUAAGGCAGCAUCCUUUCAAAAGACUUUAGUACUACAGUGGAAUAGAACUGAUAUAUGCAGUCAUUUUCUCAUGUCUGAGGAAAAAAUCAAUUAAAAAUUAAUAGAGAUCAUUUACUAUAAAAAAGUGCUUAGAGUUCAAAAAGCUUUACUUGAUUGCACAUAUUUUUAGUAGUGACAGAAUUAAAUAUAUUACCAGACGUUGCAAAAGCUCAUGAGGAAGUUAACACUGAUGAAGUAGAAAUAUUAAUUUCUUUGUGGGACUACAUAAGGCUAAAUUGUUAAAACUCUUCAGCAGCCAGAACUGGAACAAUUAAACUUUGAGCUGAAUUUACAGAUACUUAAAGGAUAGAUAAGACCUCUUGGAAACCUAUCCUUAGUUUUCAGAAAGUCAUCUCCUUUUUUCUCCUGGUGAAAGUAGUAUUUUUGCUUUAUAGACACAGACAGUGGUCUCAGAUUUAAGUGCAUUAAAAUAAGAGCAUGAAAUAGAGCUUCACAGAGGACUCAAAUAGUUGUAAAUUUCAUCACUCAUGCUGAAUGCCAUUCUAAAUUCCAUUUUUUAAAUCUGGCUCUAUACCCAGUGAGGGUACAUGGCAAAGUCUGGCUGCUGACUCAUUAAAACAGAAAAACACUGAUACAACACAGGUCAGACCUUGAAAACAAGAGACCUGUAAUUGCCAAAGCUGCAUGAUGCAAGAACUGGUACUUUCUGUAUUGCACUCAAUAACACUGCACUUUACCAAAGACUAGUUUAAACAUUCCAGGAUAUCUGUUCCUUUAAAGAGAAAUGUAUAGAAAUGUUUUAAUUACUAUACAUGGAGAACAUGGUAUAGGGUGUUCAACCUUCCUGGAAAGUCUUUAAGAUUAGACAGUUAUAUGACCCCAGCAACUGGUCACCAAAAUUUAGAUUAAUAAUUUCCUUAGUUUGGUCAUGUAUGUAAUAGAGAGGACGUAAAAGUCAAAGAUCUUCUGCCCCUUUGGUUUUUACCCUCUUUGCAAUCAGGCUGCUAUCAGAUGCCUUGUAUUACAACUAUAAUUUUGAAUAAACAUGAUAUUUGUGCUUCAUUUUCUUAUAUCAAAAAAAGCUAGUGAAGUAAUUCAUGGGCAAUUUGAGUUUUUCCCCAGGAUGCUGACAAAGAAGUGGCUGGUCAUAGCUGGAGAAUGACGCUCUGCUUGCUGCUUAUCAGCGCUAUCAGAGCAGCAGACACACUGUUAUUACAGCUUAUCUGAACAAGAGGAUCUUAGAAACUUCCCCAUAGCUAUGCAUGGAACCCUUACGUAGAUGCAACAAGUACUUCAAAAACAGACCCCUUACUAAUGUUUUGGUCAGAUUGGUAAAUUAGAAUGGCAAUAGCAGUUACACUGUGUGUAACACAGACAGUGUUGGAUUCCUGGUAUGAUCCUGUUGGAGCAUCUACUUUCUAAUGCAAUUACAAGCCUUAAUGUAGCCUUCAAAGCUAUUGAACAAAGGUAAAAUGCAGCAGGUCUCAAUGAGUUCAAUCCUCCUGGCAUACUGCACCAGGCAGCAAAACACCCUCUCGAGGAAAGAGCCAAAGGCUAUAGCCUAUACAUGUCAGAAAGUUAUCUUAAAAGAAAAGUACCACAAACCUUCCAUAGGAAGCGCUUGCUUUUUUAGAGUCUCACUAGUCUAGUGUAAAUGACUGGCAUUUGGAGCUGGUUGCUGGGAGAAUCCAGUGACAUUCACCUCAGCAAUGUCCUUUGGCUUAACUUCUGCUACAGCUGGGGAUGUAUGUAUAUUAUCUUGGCCUUAAGAACUGUAUUAGCCAUAUUGCUUGUAAUUUUUCAGUGAUAUACUUUGAUUCAUUUUUAUGUCUAAUAUUGGUAGAAUAUCCAUUACUUUGUUGGUGUUAUGUCCAUGUACUCAUAUGACAUAAGAGUACACUUUUUGCCUUUAAAAGCAAACUUCUUUUCACUUCUUAUGUAAAGGAAAAGAUUAAUGAGUGUCUUUGGAGAAGUAGCAUUUAUGCACUUGUACUUUUCUGUUGACUAUGUAUUAAACUGUGUAACAAGGCUGAAA